CUUAAGCCCUUCCUUUCAAGCCCUGAAUGCCUGAAUGUGAGCUGCCCACCAACCUCCCCGCCCUCCCCCACUCUGCAACCCCACUCCAGCGGCUCCGGGGGAAAAAAGUUUCAACAACAACAGGCAGGACCAAUAGCAUCUCGAAAAGCCGGGAAAGGGGGCCGAGCAAAGGGCGAAAGAGUGGAGAAAGGAGAAAGCGGGCAGGCUCCGAGCGCGCGGGGCCGGGGCUCGGUGAGCCGAAGGAGCGUUGCUAAUGUUUUUGUUUGUUUGCUUUUCCAUGCAUGCAUAAUGAGGGGGCACCGCGGCACCACGCGGGGGCUCCCGGCCCACUUUUGUAUUUAAAGCCUCGCUGCUGGAGAGUCCGUAGCCGGGCUCAGCGGAUCCGCUCCCCGGGCUCCUUGUCACCCGAGAAGCCGCCGGCGAGGGAAGCCCGGGAGCCGCUUUCUGACCGCGCGGAAUUUCUUGUUCUCUCCGCGCCUCCCGGAAAGGGCUCCCCAGAGCUCGGCCGAGGCCGGGGUCGCCGCGGGCGGAGGGGGAGGGGACGCGGGCGGCCCGGCCGAGGGAAGGCGGGCAGCACACGGACCUGAGCCAGGAAGCGGCGCGAUGCUAGAGCCCGCAGCGGCAGCGCUGGGGCGCUGAGCCGGGGAGGAAGGAGCUGCUGCGGACGCACAACGGAUCUGCAGGCGCGGAGCAAAAUGCACCCGCGGCGCUCCGCGGUCCUGCAGCGCCGCUGCGGCCCCGCGGCCCGCAGCCCACCGGGGCGGCAGUGAGCGCCUCCCGCCACAACCGGGGGCCGACAGGAGGGGUUCUUCGCGGCUGUGCGUUUCUAGGAAGCCACGGCAGCCAGAGCCAGACCGACCUUCUGCAAGCAGCGGACUACCAGCCAGCGGGCGCGCAUGGAUUUAUGAAAACACUCAUGCAAGAAGUUGGCAGGACUGAGGCAAACUUUUCCGCCGGCUCCGUGUACGCCGCUCCCCGCACCUCGUUUCCUUUCCCCUCCUCGCCCGGCGGCCGCCGCUGCCCGCGAUGGUGGCAGGGCUGCUGGGCGGCGGGGCCCGCGGGGGGACCGUGCCGGGCGCCUGGCUGUGCCUGAUGGCGCUGCUGCAGCUGCUGGGCUCGGCGCCGCGGGGCUCCGGGCUGGCGCACGGCCGCCGCCUCAUCUGCUGGCAAGCGCUGCUCCAGUGCCAGGGGGAGCCGGAGUGCAGCUACGCCUACAACCAGUACGCGGAGGCGUGCGCGCCGGUUCUGGCGCAGCGUGGCGGGAGCGACGCGCCCGGAGCUGCAGCCACCUUCCCGGCCUCAGCCCCUUCCUUUUCCUCGCGCUGGCGCUGUCCGAGCCACUGUAUCUCGGCCCUUAUUCAGCUCAACCACACGCGCCGCGGGCCUGCUCUGGAGGACUGUGACUGCGCGCAGGACGAGAACUGCAAGUCCACCAAGCGCGCCAUUGAGCCUUGCCUGCCUCGGACCAGCGGCGGCGGCGCGGGCGGCCCGGGUGCGGGCGGGGUCAUGGGUUGCACCGAAGCCCGCCGGCGCUGCGACCGCGACAGCCGCUGCAAUCUGGCGCUCAGCCGCUACCUGACUUACUGCGGCAAGCUCUUCAAUGGGCUGCGUUGCACAGAUGAGUGCCGCACUGUCAUCGAGGACAUGCUAGCUGUGCCCAAGGCAGCGCUGCUCAACGACUGCGUGUGCGACGGCCUUGAGCGGCCCAUCUGCGAAUCGGUCAAAGAGAACAUGGCCCGCCUGUGCUUUGGUGCGGAACUGGGUAACGGCCCAGGCAGCAGCGGCUCGGACGGGGGCCUGGACGACUACUAUGAUGAGGAGUACGACGAUGAGCAGCGCGCCGGGGGCGCUGGUGGUGAGCAGCCGCUGGACGACGACGACGGCGUCCCGCACCAGCCGCGCCCGGGUGGCGGCGCUGCUGCGGCGGGCGGCCACGGGGACCUGCCCUAUGGGCCCGGGCGAAGGAGCACCAACGGCAGUGGACGCUUGGCUCCCCAAGGUGCCUGGACCCCGUUCGCCUCCAUCUUGCUGCUGCUGCUGCUCCCGCAGCUGUUUUAGCCCUCGCGCCCUCCGACAUGGGCUGCGGGAGGGCCUGUGCCAGGGCACCUGUGGGGACAGAGAGGACAGAGGGGAUGAAUAGGGAAUACUUGCCAAAACGUUUUCAAAGUUGACUGUACUUAGCCAGUCUCCCCGCCACAACUUUGGCACUUUGCUCGUCUCCGCUCCUGAGCAUGACUUCUUGGACAUCCUUCCCUGGCCCCAUUUCAGGCUCCAGAAACUCCCAACACAUCUGCCCUGCAGAAACUAGCCUAGCUAAAGUUCUGGACGCCUGGCAUGGAAUGGGCGGCGGGGCAGGGUGAGGGCGAGCAGAAAUGUAGUCCUGGACUCCAAAGAGUGUGCUGAGCAGUGGGGCCUUAGCAUUUUUCAAGGGACUGGGCUCAGAGCAAGGGGUUUGAGGGGGGUUUAUAUUUGCAAAAGGGGCUGUCAGUUUAUGAGCAUUUGGGGGGGGGGGGUUGGGAAGGAGCCGGUAUCUACUUUUAUUGUGGCCAGUAAGGACAUUGCAGUCGUCAGUAAUAAGAAAAGUCUCAUUUAUUGGUUCAUUAGCUUAUCAACUGGUUCCUUGGUUUUGGUACCAGCGCCCUGAAUUCUCAGUUUGGGGUAGGAAUGGGAAGAGGUUAGUACCCCCGAAUUAGUUUUAGAUAACUUUGAGCCUUUGACCUUAAUUUCAUUCUCACCACUCUGAUCUCUUAGUACAUUUCUUAGGAUUAAGGAUAAAAAAAUGCUGAUCUAAAGAGUUACUAGUGAUACUGAAAAUGCAAGUUUGUAUUAAGUGAGCUCUGCACUGCGUCUAUGAAAACCUCUUUAUGAUUGUUUUGUUGUCAUUUCUGUUCUUUACAUCAAGAAAUUGUAUGUACAAAUAUGCAGAGAACGUAUAUUGCUUCUGCUUCUAUCAGGGUGCUAAACCCUGGUACUUCUUAUAUAAAUUGUAUUAAAACUGGGGUUUGUUACCAGUUGCUGUACUUUGUAUAUAGAAUUUUUAUAAAUUGUAUGCUUCAGAAAUAAUUUAUUUUUAAAAAGAAAUUAAAAACUUUAAAUCCACAUUCAUGUUACACCUCUUCUCCCUGAAAUGUAUAGAAACUGUCAUCAGGGAUCCAAACCCACAGCCGCUGUAAAGUGUGCUCUGUCUAGAACAGCCUUGAAAUGUACAGUGUAUUUUAUAGAUUCGAAGUUAACAUUCUUAUUUUCAAGAGAAUUUAUGGACAUUGUAGAAAUGUAUAAAUGCAUUUCCAAACUGCCUUAAACGUAUUUUUAUAGACAUCUUUAAAAAAAAGUCUUAUGUUUUAAGUAA
Messenger RNA from Artibeus jamaicensis (Jamaican fruit-eating bat), 3349 nucleotides. RefSeq names its product growth arrest specific 1 (gene GAS1). Gene Ontology annotation, cellular component: plasma membrane. The transcript has a single exon. NCBI's taxonomy places the organism in Eukaryota, Metazoa, Chordata, Mammalia, Chiroptera, Phyllostomidae. Gene Ontology annotation, biological process: negative regulation of mitotic cell cycle. The record is from RefSeq and is a predicted model, not a curated record. The coding region runs from base 1027 to 2058 and encodes 343 amino acids.